Anopheles bellator is the source of this 5491-nucleotide messenger RNA. Its product is annotated as nucleolin-like. Gene Ontology annotation, molecular function: RNA binding. The record is from RefSeq and is a predicted model, not a curated record. The transcript is spliced from 5 exons. NCBI's taxonomy places the organism in Eukaryota, Metazoa, Arthropoda, Insecta, Diptera, Culicidae. The coding region runs from base 639 to 2972 and encodes 777 amino acids.
CGGGCUCAGAGGUGUCAAAAGAAGCGUACGCAUCGCAGUUUCGACGUUCGUUGUUUGAUUGAAAAUUGUGCUAGAAGUGAACACCUUAUCGCUUUUGUGGCAGUGAACAUAUAAACACAGUGCACGGAUUUUCCAUCAAGCCGUCGGCCUCGUUAUUCAUCGCGUACGACCGAAGGGUGUAUCACAAAGUGUUAAAAAUGGCUGAAAAUUCUUCAACAAUGAAAGCUGAGUACAGCCUUCAGACCACGAUUUGCAGCGGCGGGCUCGACGGACGUGUUCACCCAGAAAUAUUGCCACCAUUUCCACAUUUUGGAGCUAAUAAACUUGUUAAUUUUUUGCUAUUUCGUUCGGGUGGUAAUUGUCUUUACUGCCCUGCGCCCGUCUGCCUGGCUGCCUGCGUUGCUCUCAUGGUAAACACAAAUGAGGAAAGGCGUCUCCUUGGUCUUGGUUUUGAUUUGCGUACUUCAAACAUAAAAAAAACACUAUUUUAAUAUUACUGUUGACCUAGCCAGCCGUGCACCGAAACGCUAGCGCGUUGUUUCCGUCGCGCGCUUUGAAGCUUUGUUUCACGAUCCUUCGAUACUCGACAUCGGAGUGGCAGAAAUGGAACUGAACUUCUCGUCGUCCCCGAUUAUGAUAUGCCGUGUUUUAUUUUUCUUCUGCAUGGUCUCUCUGUGCCUGUUCUGUUUUCAGACAACAAGAAAAAGUUGAACGUUGGCAAUCUGCCAAACGAUGUCACCGAGGAGGAACUGCGGGAGCAUUUUACGGACCAUCCGGUUGAAAGUGUGGAAAUUUUCCACUACAAAACCUACACCUUAGCCCUGUUGCUCUUCAAAGAUAAGGAGACGGCAACGAAGGCUCUCAAGGAGAAAGAAAACUCUGUCUUCCGCGGACGUCGGCUGCGUAUGCACCUUGAGUACAUCGUCAUUUGUCACAUGAAGAAGGAUGUCUUCGUGUAUGUUGUUGACAAUGAGAAUGUUACCGAGGAAGAUGUUUACGAGAAGUUCAAAGAUCUGGCCAAGCUUCAGUCGGUGGUUUUGUUCCAUCCGCUUGCCUACGUGACUUGCACCAGUCCGGAGGACAAGGAGGAAGCGGCGAAGAAGAUCGCCGAGGCCGGCAUUAACGUGUUCGAAUGUAACGGGCACGAUCAGAAUCAGCACAUUGACGUGCUGCGGGCUGCCAAGUUGUUCUUCCGCAAUUUGAACCGCGUCCAGAUGUACAACAUUCCCGAGAGCUGGGUCACCUCCCAGGACGAUUUGAAGAAGGCCGUUGAGGGCACUGGUACCGUGACGGAGGUGCGCGUCACGACCGGAAAUUUUGGGCCGGCCGCGCAGGUUUUCUACGAGACGGCCGAUGAGGCGAAAGUCGCUGCUGAGAAAUUGAACCAGCAGCUUUUCGAGGGCAAGCGCAUCCACGCGCACCACGUGAUUGCGACGAUGCUACCGAACUACCGGACGAGCGUGUACAUCGAGCAGCUGGACAAGUCCGUCACCGAGGAAAUGCUGUACGAUCAUUUCCGACAGUACGGCGAGAUCGACUUUGUCAAUCGGCGUAAGUUUGGUGACGACCACGGGCUCGUCUGCUUCAAGGAAGCCAGUGCCGUCGAGCGGGCCCUCGAGUGCACCGUUUUGCCGCUACCGAAGAAAGAAACCGAAAGCACCGAGUCGUCGGCCCCGGUCGAAACUGAGAAGACGAUUGUCGUGAAGAAGUACGAUGGUCCUUUGGUACUGGACAUCAAGUUGCCCCAAAUCAAGAAGGGGGUUACGACCGAAGAAACCGAAGAGCAAAAACAGCGCCCGCCGCCGACACCACUCGCCAAGCUGUGGCCCAUUUACGUCGCCAACUUGCCGUACAAGGCGGACAAGCGUGAGAUCAAGCAGUACUUUUCCAGCUAUGGUGGCCACAUUAAGUUCAUCUUCUCGCCCAACAUCCCAACGUACAAGCAGAGCCAAACAUCGAUGGUGAUGGCUGCGUUGAUCUACUUCGCUCGCCGUGAGCAAGCAAACGAAGCCAUUAAGGCGUUUAACGGAAAACAUUUCCAGAGCAAGUGUCUUCACGUGUUCCCCGGUCGCAAGGACACUUACUUUGACACCGAGAAGUCAAUCAAGGUGGUGCGCCUGAACAUUGCCGUCACCGAGGAGAAGCUAUUCGAAAAGUUCCGCAAGUUCGGUUUUAUCGAGUGCGUGGUGAAGAAGGAUCGCACAACAGCAUACAUUGAGUUCCGAGACAAAGAGAUCACUGAAAAAGUACUGAAACUGGACGAAAAGCAGCGUCCAGUGCGCUGCAACGUCGAGCCGGUUACGGGCAAAAUCAACAAAAAGAUCUUUAAGGAAAACGAUGAGAAAAUUUCCCUCGCCAUGCAGGAAAUCAUCGACAAGAACCCAGCCGUGCUGGAGAACGUUUCGUCCGAUCGGUCGAGUGGACCGCCACCGCUGAAGCGCGGCCGUUUCAGCGGACCAGCCAACUUUGGCAUGCAAGGUCCACGCAAUCAGUUCAACCCGAACAAUGCGGGCGACUUCAGCAACCCACAAGUCAUCCAGGAUCUGCUCCGGUUGGCGUUCAUCUCGGGCAAGAAUCUCGGCGAAGGGUUGGCCAUCAGUGGCAACAGUAACCCGUUUAACAGUGGCGAUCCUCCGCUAGCCAGCCUGAACAACGGUUUCGGUUCCGGUGGCAAUCGGAACAACUUUAACAACUCAAACAGCGGAAACUUUGGUGGCUCCUCCAACAACGGCGGUGGAGGUAACAUGGGCGGUGGUAACCGGGGCGGUAAUAUGGGCGGUGUCAAUCGCAACUUUGGUCAGAACAUCGGCGGUGGUGGCGGCAUUGGCGGUGGCGGCUUCCGCAACAACUUGGGUGGUAAUUUCGGUGGCAAGCGGUUCAACGGCUCACAACAGACGAAUCGCAUGGGACAAAAUAAUCGCCAGGGUGGUGGGGGCGGUGGCGGUGGCAACAACCAGAACCGGCGGUUCUAAAGGUAGUUGUUUUGCAACCACCACCAUACAACAUAACAACAAAAACGACACGACAGACACGCGCGUCACUACUAGUCGCAGAAGGAAGCUGCUGCCAGACGCGCACACCGUACUAAUCGACGUGACAAGACCCCCCUCGACAUUGACGUAAUUUUCUUUCUUUUUUCUGCACGUGAGGAACGUUCGCGGCCGGAUGUGCACGUACAAUGCAACCCUUUUUGCGCCUUUCUGCAGUAGUCAGUUGCCUACUAGACCACCGCAUCUUGCCUACAUAAAGAUCGGGCGAAGGCUAGUCGCGGAUGCUCGGUUCGUCAAGUGAAGACGCUAAUAGUAGCACAACGCAACCUCAUGCGGUGGGUUUUUAGAUGUGCUGUCAUUUUGGGGAGCUGCAGUAUCUAGAGUUGAUAUUUGGCAGCCAUCGCCAAGCAGUAAUGUUUCGAUGAAGACGAAGGUUAGGGUCUGAUAUUCGAAUAACGAAUGGAGCAGCAACAGCUAUGUACUGUCUGGAGUUACUGUAGGUGCGGCGUUGCUAGUAGGCCACUUUAUACAGUAGGUAAGGGAGCUGCCCUGAAUGUUGCUGAUGUUCGAUUUUAGACUCCAUGCAAUUUGUCCAUUAUCAAUGCAAAUUGUAUACAGACGGUUUUCGUAACUUUUAGGCUAACUUUUUUAUAAUCAUGGUUGAUUUAACACAUCAUUUUAGGUAAUUACUAUUACUUACCGCAAAAAAGUGGUAUUUGGAGAGGCGCGCUGUUCGUGGAAACGAAUGUUUCAUAUUCUUUAACGUUAAGCUUCUUUUAUACCUCUUUAUCCUCGUUUAUUCAGCAAUUGUGGCGCGAAAGAACAAACGAACGGGCUCCAUUCGCGUUUUUUGUCAUCCUUUUUUUUGCGUAGAAUUUCAAUCGACAAAAUAGCGUAUAUGAAGUCGACAAGAAUGAUUAUAUACUUUUUCUUUGUAUACAUUUUUGCUGAAAUAUACAGCCCACAACGUUUUAACAAGAAACAGCACCAUGCAUUUGGCCCGUUGGUCGAAUUGAUCCCAAAUCUUUCGCUUCUAACCCCAAAAGUGUAUGCCUAUAGCGUGGCAACCGUUUCAACAAUUGUAUGUGUCUCUUGUAUCCGUGCAACUUAGGUACAAUUGCAAGCCGUUUUCAAAUACUGAGAGCCGUUCAGAAUGUAUACGGUAUAACACAAGCUCUGGUAACAAAUAAUGCGUACAAUAAUUUUUUUCAAGAGUUUUACCAGCCCAAGGCAUAAUAACUACGUGCAUUACGGUAUGGGAAACAAGUGUAAAGCGAUCUUCGUAAAGCAACAAGUGUCACGCGAGAGUAUUGGAGCGGAGCGAAGGACUUUUUCUGUUUUUAGGGUAAUAGAAGAUUUUUCGAAAGUUGUGGGCACCAGGCGAUGAAAAUUACGUUCGAUUAGAAGCCAUUCGGUUCUCACCUAUAUCUACUUAUCCCCUACUUGAUAGAAUGUAAUACGCAACGAACGCUGAAGUUGAAUGUAAGCUACUAAUAAUCGUGUGCAGUAUAGUGAACCACGUCACGUUACGUGGAGGAUCGUUUUGGAUCAUCAUCUAUGGAGGAGUGCGAUCACCGCGGAGAACCGUUGUUCCGGGUUUCUGCGCGGACACAGCGUAGAAUGCGUUGUUUGUUUUCGUAAUUUCUCGAUCGAUCUUAGAUCAUCCACAAUUUAAAAAAUCAUUCAAGAGCUGCACUCAGCGACAAAACAUUAUAACCCGUAGCAUUGCAGCAGCAGUAACGAGCGAAUAGCGUAAUAACAUAUUGAUAUAGACGUGUUUUUAAUGGGGCAUUACACGAGACACUAGGUGGGACACUAGUUUUUUGCUGUAGUUUGUUCGAAGCGAAGACUACAAAUCAUUGAACAUAACCAGAGACAAGACAUAACUGAAUGUUGAUAUGAUUAAAUCUAAUUGUAUCCAUCGUUUCCAUCAACCAGUGGCGCGCAAUGAAGCCUACACCUUUCGCUCUUACCCUUACAGGAGGGAGCACACACUCCAGUGAAACGUUGUUGGCCCAUAUUUUCUGUGCCACUGUGAUUGCCUUCCUUGACGGAUACGCAAUGCGCCAAACUUGAAAGGGAAACCUUUUCGUGGUGGCAUAAAGGAUACCAGAAACACACUGACGACCGACCCUCCGACAUACGUUCUGACGAAUGACUACUAAUUUUUGUAAUCGAUUCCUUUCUUCCCGAAACGGAUCUUUACGCGUUUGUCCGACACAGACAUUGGCAAACCGCAACCAAACACAGGACAAACGAACAACCCCCAAAAACUCUUCUAACUUGUAACGUAUAAUUAUAGUCUAUUACAUUUAGUGUGAACGUAAUUGAUAAAUUGUAACUAAAGUUGACGAAAGUAUAAGGAACCGAAUGCGGUGCAGAGUUUUGGCGAAGCAAUGUUGUGUUGCGAUGCUAAAAGUGCAAACCUUUCGAGUGAAAAAUGGUAUUAAAACAUACAAAUAAUGGAGAAAAAAAUAGCAAAACAAUAAAAACUAUGGUAA